This is a messenger RNA of Penicillium maclennaniae, 1311 nucleotides long. RefSeq names its product protein pex26 (gene pex26). NCBI's taxonomy places the organism in Eukaryota, Fungi, Ascomycota, Eurotiomycetes, Eurotiales, Aspergillaceae. The coding region runs from base 1 to 1311 and encodes 436 amino acids. The record is from RefSeq and is a predicted model, not a curated record. The transcript is spliced from 2 exons.
AUGUCCAUACAUACCAAGCUCUCCUCCCCGUCCUCCACCAGCCCCAUGAGGCUCUGCUCCAAGACGUACAAGAAAGCUUCCCAACUCUACCUCACACGACGCCUACCGGAAUCGCUUGAAUCCCUCCAGCCGAUCAUCAAUGUCCCGUCAUCACAAGAAGAACAGUACACAAACGGUGACUCGGCCGCGGUCGCGCCUGUCGCGCCGAUCGCCACCGCCCCCGGCACGUGGAGAAUCAAGGUGUGGAAUCUCUACAUUACCCUUCUCAGCGCAAUAGUAGACCUCGGGGCCGAGGAAGGGCAGAAUCAAUUCGGCCAGAAGGAGUGGAAGACAAUCGCGACACAAGUUCGCGAAGGCAGCAUUUGGCAGACCGUUGUGCAGGUCGGAUACCAAGGCCGGGAAGGCUCCGUGGACGCCGAGGUUGUCUACAAUUUAGCAACAUUACUACUGAAUCACUCCUCCUCUCAAGCUCUCAACCAGCAACGACUUGAAACCUACCUAUCAUCAUACGGACAACCCAACCUCGACCUUACAGAUCGUCUCCAAGAUGCGUCUAGUGGCUCUCCACCUCAGCGGAUCUCCGCCACGAGCGGAACAGACACCCCCAAGGAUUUAGCCGCCCGCGUGCGGAUUAUCGAGCUGUUUGUCUUGCACGUUCUUCCCCGCAAUGAAGAAUGGGAAUACGCGCAUGAGUUUGUCAACCUGAGCGAAGUCCUCGACGAAGAGCGUAAGGAUUUGUUCAUACAAACCCUAGAAGGUCUAAAGGAAGAGAAAGAAAGAGGAGAGAUGCGUGCCGCGGAGUUGCAGCGCCAGAAAGACAUGGAGCUUGAGCGGCAACGAAAUGAUGAGCGCCGAAGGGCCGAGGAGGCAGCCGCAGUCACACCUCCAAGGGCCAAUGGGCAUAAGCGCAAUACCAGCGAGGUGGACUAUGGGAUCGAAAAAGGAAGCCCGCGCAGCGCUUCCAAAAGCAAGGGCUCAGGCUCCAAGUCCUCCGAUAAGUCGGCCACCAGCAAGUCUACAACACGGACGGCUCUUCCGUCUAGCUCCAAGAGCUCCAAGAAGCAGGUCAAGUCCCAGCCUCAGGCGAAGUCAAAAGCCGUGGCCAAUUCGCUUCGUAACCUGUUCAAGCAUAUCGUCCAGAGCGUGUCGGGCAACCCACUAUCAAUAGUACGCACCCUGCUUUUCGUGCUUGGAAUACUGAUGGCGAUAAGCCGACAGGACGUGCGCGAACGAGUCCGCAGGAUCACGGGCUCCGCGUGGGACAAGGUGAAGGGUACUGUCGGCAUGGGUGUGAAGGUCAGCUAUAUCUGA